This is a messenger RNA of Contarinia nasturtii (swede midge), 1587 nucleotides long. Its product is annotated as protein kinase C-binding protein 1-like. The transcript has 8 exons. Gene Ontology annotation, molecular function: protein binding. The record is from RefSeq and is a predicted model, not a curated record. Lineage: Eukaryota; Metazoa; Arthropoda; Insecta; Diptera; Cecidomyiidae. The coding region runs from base 74 to 1534 and encodes 486 amino acids.
UUGAUAAAAUAUUGCGCCAUUUUGAAUAGCACAAGAAAUAUUUUUGAUAUUCACAGCGAAUAUAUGUUUUUCAAUGAAGAAAAUGGCUUCACAAAAACGCAAUUUGGACAACGAGAUUGAUUCACCAUUGUCGAAUAGAAAAACCGAUAAAACGACAAUGUACAAACGUAUAAUUAUGACUUCAGAUUCAGAUACAAACUGUGACGACGAGGUGGACGAUUUACCAUUGGCAAAACGAAAAUCCCAUAACAAGACAAAGUACAAACGGUUAAUUAUGACAUCAGAUUCAGAUGACAACGAUUUGGCAACACAUCAAGGGAAUGGCACAAAGAUUUCUCAGGAUAAUUGGGAUGAAUUUUGUUGGAAAUGCCAUAAGGAAAGCGACCGUGAAAUCAAAUGCUCCAAAUGUAUUUUGACAUAUCACAAACAUUGUAUGCCAGAUCUAAACCGAAAUAAAGUCGAUUGGGUGUGUCCAGAAUGUCGUUCGGCUGAAAUGCCAGUUAAAACGACUCUGAAUGACAAUGAUUUCGUCGAAGUGCUUAAAUAUGCGAUUGAAAGGAUUAUUCGCAAACAGAUUGACAAAUUCAGCAUGCCAAAAGGUUAUAUCAAGAACAAGCUGAUCAAAAAACCAUUGACACUCGAUGACAUUGUGAAAAAGGCCACAGAUGGAUUGUAUUCGAAAACGUACGAGUUGGUUUUUGAUUUCCAAUUGUUGGUGCACAAUUGUCACAUUCUGAAGAAAUGUGAAAAUAAGUUGGAAUUUGCAAAAAAAGAAGUGGCCAAAGCGAUCGAAAACGCAAAGAAAUUAUACAACAAUUGCAUGGAAGAGGUUCAUCAUUACACGCUAUGCGGUGACUGUUACAUUGCCGGCUUUACGGAAGCUCGUGCCUUUACAGCAGUUUGUUCACAGCCUCAUCUUAUUUUAUGGGUAAGAUUUGAAGCAUAUCCGUAUUGGCCUGCGAAAUUGAUGAAAAUCUCCAAUAAUCGGCUGGAAGUGCACUUUUUCAAAGAGCACAACACAGCACGUGUUUCGCAUAACGAUUGCUAUCUCUACUCAAAGGAGGAUCCGAAUGUGUAUUGUACAAGUCAAUAUAAAGCGGAUAUACAAGAAGCCGUUAAGGAAACCGCAUGCUAUAUUAAAAAUAUCGAGCAAAAAUUUGGCAAGUUUGAAUUUGCGCCGAAAUUCACAAAACCAAUUCCAUCGAAAUUGGAUAGAUUGCAUCUUGAUGAAAUGAUACCAGGUUUUCGAAAUCCAGAACUACGAAUACAAUGCAACAUAUCAGACGAAAGCAACAAUAUCGACAUGGUUCCAAACAAUAUUUCUAUUAAUUUUGAUGACGACAACGAUUCCGAAUCAAACUCCACAUUAAUACGCAAAAUAGAUGCAUUGCGUCAGAUGCACCGGAAAUUGGCAACAUACUUGCAUGCCUUGAAAUCCGAAUAUCAUUCGGAAAAGGAAAAGAAUGUCAUUAUUAUGAAGGAAAAUCAAUCGCUGAAGGCCGAAUUGGACCUAAUAAAAGCGUUAACGGAUUAAAAUCAAUUUGUUUUCAAUCAAAAAUAUGAAUACUUUAUGAUAGAAAAACACAC